GAUAGCUUCGCACACUAGCAUUCUUCCUUCUUUUUUCUUCACAAAUCUCGUAGAGCAUUCUCUAGUUCUUCUUUAUUUCCUUGUGUGCAACAAUGAUGGUGUUUUCCAAAGGCGAUGAAGUUGAAGUGUGCAGCAACGAAGAAGGCUUCUUGGGCUCAUACUACGAAGCCAAGGUGAUAUCCCGACUGAAGGACAGCCGUUACAAGAUUCAGUACAAGAACUUGGUCGAAGAGGGAGAUGACUCUCGGCCUCUGGUUGAGAUAGUUACUGCUGACGAGGUCCGACCAGCGCCUCCAAAAACCAUAGGGGAAACUACUGGGUUUUUCUUUUAUCUCCAAAGAGUGGAUGCUUUCGACAAUGAUGGUUGGUGGGUUGGGAGGAUUACCGGGAGACAAGGGUCAGGGUAUUUGGUCUAUUUUCCUACCACCGGGGAUGAGAUCUUGUAUCCUGCUUCUCAGUUGAGAAAUAAUCUGGAAUGGUGCGAUGGCAACUGGGUUGCUUCCAAGUAGAGCUUGUUUUGAUCACUUCUUUUCUCAGGGCAAAUUUCUGUUAUUGCUUCAAUCUGUUUCUGUUUCUGUUUCUGUUCUUUCUUUUUUUCCUCUAGUUCUAGGAGUUAUUUGCGUUCAAGAUUUUUCGAUUAUAAAUUUGAUGAAACACUGCUGUGGUAAUCGCCAACGUUGAUGGCUCCUUCUGUUUGAUUUUAUC
Molecule: messenger RNA, 705 nt
Organism: Theobroma umbraticum
Lineage: Eukaryota; Viridiplantae; Streptophyta; Magnoliopsida; Malvales; Malvaceae
Product: protein AGENET DOMAIN (AGD)-CONTAINING P1
Source: RefSeq, a predicted model, not a curated record